AUGACCCAUGGCAUUGCCUUCUUAGGCACACCGCACCAUGGCGCAGCGCUGGCGAGAUGGGCGGAACUGCUUUCCCAAUCUAUCGGCAUCAUCAAACAGACUAAUACCAAAAUCGUACAAGUUUUGCGCCAGGACUCGGAAGUUCUUGCUCGGAUACAGGAUGAGUUCCACAACAUGAUCAUGGCACGGUCCAAAGGGGAACACCCAAUUGAAAUCAGCUGCUUCUUUGAAGAGCUACCUCUUCCGGGCGUCGGCCAGGUUGUGCCACAACAUUCCGCUAUCCUGCCAGGGUACAUUCCAAUCGGGAUUCGAGCCAACCAUAUGGACAUGGUCAGAUUCUCCAGUACUGACGAUGCGGGGUUCAAGGCAGUCUGCAGCGAACUACGGCGGUGGAUUAAAGGGGUUCACAGGGUUGUAGAGAAUGUUAAUGGAGCUGUAGAGGACCGCAACCAAGAUGAAGCACCAUUCCUUGUACCAUACCCCCAGAAUCAGGACUUCGUCGGACGAGCUGAAAUUCUCGAGCAGCUAAGAAGCCAGCUGGGCCAUGGGCAGGAACGGCCGAGCGGCAAGUGGCAUCUCAGAGCCGCGCUUCAUGGGCUUGGGGGCAUCGGGUACAAAAGAAGCUAUUCCCACUUUGUCCUACGCAAGACACGCCCAGAAGUAUCUGUGUUCUGGGUCCAUGCCAGCAAUGGCGAGCGGUUCCGCCAGUCAUAUGCAUCUAUCGCAAAAGACUGCGAAAUCCCCGGCCAUGAUGACCCGUCAACAGAUAUGCUGUCUCUUGUGAAGGACUGGCUGAACAACAAGGACCGCGGCCAGUGGUUGAUGGUCAUAGACAAUGCCGAUGACGCGCAGCUCCUUUUAGCCAGGCGCAUGGCGGCUUUGGCAAAAACCUUCUGUAACCAGGGCCGAUGGGAGGAGGCUGAGAAGCUAGAGGUGCAGGUGAUGGAGAUGAGAAAGGCGAAGCUUGGGGAUGAUCACCCUGAUACUCUUACAAGUAUGGCGAACUUAGCGUUAACAUUUUGGGACCAGGGUCGAUUAGAAGAGGCUAAGAAGCUAGGGGUGCAGGUGAUAGAGAUGAGAAAGGUGAAGCUUGGGGAUGAUCACCCUGAUACCCUUACAAGUAUGGCGAACUUAGCGUUAACACUUUGGGACCAGGGUCGAUUAGAAGAGGCUGAGAAGCUAGAGGUGCAGGUGAUGGAGAUGAGAAAGGCGAAGCUUGGGGAUGAUCACCCUGAUACCCUUACAAGUAUGGCGAACUUGGCGUCAACAUUUAAGGGCCAGGGUCGAUUAGAAGAGGCUGAGAAGCUAGGGGUGCAGGUGAUGGAGAUGAGAAAGGUGAAGCUUGGGGAUGAUCACCCUGAUACCCUUACAAGUAUGGCGAAUUUGGCGUCAACAUUUCAGGGCCAGGGUCGAUUAGAAGAGGCUGAGAAGCUAGGGGUGCAGGUGAUGGAGAUGAGAAAGGUGAAGCUUGGGGAUGAUCACCCUGUUACCCUUACAAGUAUGGCGAACUUGGCGUCAACAUUUAAGGGCCAGGGUCGAUUAGAAGAGGCUGAGAAGCUAGGGGUGCAGGUGAUGGAGAUGAGAAAGGUGAAGCUUGGGAUGAUCACCCUGAUACCCUUACAAGGCCAGGGUCGAUUAGAAGAGGCUGAGAAGCUAGAGGUGCAGGUGAUGGAGAUGAGAAAGGUGAAGCUUGGGGAUGAUCACCCUAAUACCCUUACAAGUAUGGCGAAUUUGACGUCAACAUUUCAGGGCCAGGGUCGAUUAGAAGAGGCUGAGAAGCUAGAGACCUUUACCGGAAACUUCAAGAUGGCUGCCAAGGGGACAUCCUACCUGAUCAUUGGCUCAGGGGUGUUCGGCGUGUCUACGGCCUACCACCUCAUCCAAAAGUACCCCACAGCCUCCGUCACGCUCGUCGACCGCGACGCCUACGACGCCGAGUCCCGCGUGGCCGCCUCGUGGGACUGGAACAAGGUAGUGCGGGCCGACUACGACGACAAAGUCUACUGCCAGCUCGCGCUCGAAGCCCAGGACGUGUUCCAGUCGGACCCUCUCUGGAAGCCCUACUUUCACCAGACAGGCGUCUACUGGAUAUGCCGCAGCUCCUAUGCCCAGGACGUUAUCAACCACCACAAGGGAUUCGGUCGGCACAACGAUAUUGAGGCAUUGCCGGUCGCCCAGGCCCGGAAGAUGUUUGACGGCCUGUUCGAUAAUGCGGAUUACACGGGCGCCAAGGAGGUGCUCCUUAACAAAUCGAGUGGCUGGGGUGCGGCGGGAGACUCCUCCCAUGUGAUUGUGUCUGCCGGCGCCUUCACUCCCACUUUGCUGGAAAUGAGCGCGGAGGCGAGCGGCAACGAGGGUCUGAGUGCAGGGUCGAGGAUACUCGCUGCGGGCAUCACGACCGGAAUGGCACAGCUCACGGCUGAACAGUACCAGAAGUUCAAGAAUAUGCCAGUGGGCUUCCAAGGUUACACACCUAAUGAAGGCAAGCCCUUCAUCGGAAGCCUUCCACCAACAAAAGACGGUGAGCUAAAAUGGUGGGGUUCCAAGAUCUUCACGAAUACCCGAGAAGUUCUGCCCGGGCGAUACCUCUCAUCGCCACCUGCUGCCUCAGACUACAAUCAAUGGAAAGUUCCCGGGCCUUUGAAGCAGGAUAUUGUGGAGUCGAGAAACCUUUGGUACGGGCCAGCCAGCGCGGACUGGCGAAUGACCAAGCACCGAAUAUGCUGGGACGCGUUCACCACGACAUCCGACUUCAUCAUUUCUCCUCACUCGGCGGCCCGAGGACUUUAUAUCGCCACUUGCGGGUCUUUCCACGGCUACAAGUUCUUCCCCGUCCUUGGCAAGUACAUCACGCAAAUGAUGGAGGGCGAACUGUCUCCGGAGCUGGCAGACAAGUGGGCCUGGGACCGAAAGCGUCCGGAUCCCUCGCAAAACGUCGAGUACCCUAACACGGAGGCCAACCACUUGCUUGAAAGAAUGACUAAACUGUAG
Messenger RNA from Parascedosporium putredinis, 2991 nucleotides. Lineage: Eukaryota; Fungi; Ascomycota; Sordariomycetes; Microascales; Microascaceae. The record is from the annotation of a GenBank genome assembly.